AAAAACAAUCUGACAACUGCUGUUGUGUUGCAGUAAUAUUUGUUUAAUACCGAUCAAGAAAGAUGGCGGCCUCCAGAUGUGUCACGAGUUUGUUAAAAUUAUCCCCAAUCAGUUGUUCAAAUUGGCCUUGUAGACAAUUUCACAGAAUAGUAGUGGCAGCUCCUAAUAAUGUACUGUGUAAACCAAAACAAAUCAGCAAUGUUCUCCCGGCCACCAGACUUUUACACCUUAGGUUUUACAGUCAAAAAGUAGAAAAAACGGAAGAGACCACAAGCAAGCCAACUACUAGUCCAAUAUUAGGUUCAAUUCAAGGUUUGGGAAUUGCUGGAGAAGUUUUCAAGAAGCAAGAUGAAAGUCAGUCAUCAGAAGGACAAAAACAGUCUUCCUCAUCCAGUCAGCAAAACAAUAGUGAUGAAGAAGAGGAAGCUAAAAGAAAGAAGGAGGCAGAAUCUAGCUGGCGGAACAUGAAAUAUACACUUAUUUUCUUUGGUGUCACAAUGAGUGGCCUAACUGGAUACAUUGUUGGCACUUGGGGUGCUCCAGAGAAAGAUGAGGAGGGCAAUGUGAUAGAAGACCAAUUUAGCUCGAAACCUCUCGCUCUGCAGUACAUCCUCAGAUCUUGGAAUGCCAUGAUGAACUACAGUAAAAUGAUUCGGGAUCCUUCUAGGGAUAAAUUGUUACCUGAUCCUCUGAAAGAGCCAUACUAUCAACCUCCCUACACUUUAAUCCUUGAAAUGACUGGUGUCUUAGUACACCCAGAUUGGACAUAUCAAACUGGUUGGAGAUUCAAGAAGAGACCUGGAAUAGAUUUCUUCUUGGCUCAAGUAGGUCCCCCUACAUUUGAGGUAGUAAUCUACACAGCUGAACAAGCCUUUACGGCCUAUCCCAUAUUAGACGCUCUGGAUCCUAACGGUUAUAUCAUGUAUCGGCUCUUCCGUGACGCUACCCGCUACGUUGACGGUCAUCAUGUUAAGGAUCUUGAUUGCAUCAAUCGUGAUUUAUCAAAAGUGAUUGUCCUCGAUUGGAACACUCAGUCAGUUAAAUCGCAUCCCCGUAACGCGCUCAAGAUCAAAGAAUGGAAGGGUAACGAUGACGAUCGGACUCUUAUCGACCUCGCUCUUCUUUUGAAAACGAUCGCUACGUCUGAGGUGCAGGACGUGCGGGAAGUACUGGAUUUUUAUAACCAGUUCGACGAUCCCAUCGAAGCCUUCCGGGAAAAUCAAAGGAAACUUCAAGAACAACAAGAACUCGUGGAACGAAUGAACCAAGAGAAAACUCUACCGCCCACGUCUCUUGCGCGCGGGCUCUUUGGGAGGCGUUUUUGAUACGAGAAAUGUUUUCUCUAGUUUCACAUUUCGAAUAAAUUGCGGAUGUAAAGUUUGUGAAAAA
Molecule: messenger RNA, 1389 nt
Organism: Daphnia carinata
Lineage: Eukaryota; Metazoa; Arthropoda; Branchiopoda; Diplostraca; Daphniidae
Product: mitochondrial import inner membrane translocase subunit TIM50-C-like
Exons: 6
Coding region: 63-1325 (420 amino acids)
Molecular function (GO): phosphoprotein phosphatase activity
Source: RefSeq, a predicted model, not a curated record